Molecule: messenger RNA, 1503 nt
Organism: Hordeum vulgare subsp. vulgare (domesticated barley)
Lineage: Eukaryota; Viridiplantae; Streptophyta; Magnoliopsida; Poales; Poaceae
Product: transcription factor BHLH089-like
Exons: 6
Coding region: 301-1362 (353 amino acids)
Biological process (GO): regulation of DNA-templated transcription
Cellular component (GO): nucleus
Molecular function (GO): DNA-binding transcription factor activity; protein dimerization activity
Source: RefSeq, a predicted model, not a curated record
AAAAAAGUACGAUUACUUGCACAAAUGCUCCUACGCGGCCACCCAUCAUCCCCUCUAUAUAUACGGAUUAGGAAAAAUUCCAGGAAGCACAAAAGAGGAGGGAGACACCGAGACAGGGACACGCAAGCUUCAGGCACAAGCCCUACGCCGCCUCGAUCGUCGCUUGUCUUCCAAGAUCCACUCGCACUCGCACACCUUACCUAUAGUUGGUUGCACUUCACCAAGAAGAAUCAGCCAAGGCUUCGUCCGGGCUUGAUCCAUCGAUCGGUCGCUCGCUCGCUCUUGGCGAGGUGGUGAUUAAUGGCGCACUGCGGCGGCGGCGGCGGCGGUCCGGGUCCGGCGGCGUCCGUGGAGAGCCAUUUCCAGGGCCUGCUCGACGACGACGACAAGUACCGCGCAUUGUGCGGCGCCUUCGGGUACCUGCAGCAGCAGGAGUGGCCGGACCUCAGCGGCGCGUGCUACGCGGCCUUCGGCGCGCCGCCGCCGCCGCCGGCGGGCACCAGCAACGGCGCCGGCAACUCCUUCUCCCGCAGCGGCAGCGCCAGCAGCGGCGGCGGCUCCACGAAGAGAAAACCCGACGCGUAUCUGGACGCAAAGGACGGCUGCAAGAGGCCGAGAGGGAAGCAGCAGCUGCGCGAUCCUGACGAGGCCGGAGGGGCGGCGAAGGGGAGGCCGGAGAAGCCCAAGGCGUGCGCCAGGAAGAAGCCGGAGGCGGCGGCCGCCGGCCAGAAGACCGACUACAUCCACGUCCGAGCCCGGCGCGGGCAGGCCACGGACAGCCACAGCCUCGCCGAGCGGGUGAGGCGGGAGAGGAUCAGCGAGCGGAUGAGGUACCUGCAGGAGCUGGUGCCCGGGUGCGACAAGGUCACCGGCAAGGCCGGCAUGCUCGACGAGAUCAUAAACUACGUCCAGUCCCUGCAGAAGCAGGUCGAGUUCCUGUCCAUGAAGAUCGCCGCCGCCAACCCGGUGGUGAACUUCAACAUCGUCGACGACCUCUUCGGUGGCAGGAGGAUGAGCCAGCCGUGCGGCCCCGCGGCGGCCCUGCCCGCCAUGACGCUGCCGAUGCACCAUGGGCAGCUGGACCCGUCCUGCCUUCAGAUGAGCAACACUGCUAUGCAGCAGAUGCAGCAGCCGGCUGCUGGGUUCGGGCUAGACAUGGUCCUCAACCACCCGUACCCGCUCCGGUCGGCGGCUGCCACGCCGGCGUCGGCGUCGGCCGCCACAUCGGUAGAGUCAUGCCUCGAUGUGAACGGAGCUGCCGCUUGGGACAUUGCAUCCCAGAACUUGUUCAGUGGGUUUGAUGCACAGUUUCAGUCAGUUCAAAGUGGCUGUUUGUUAGACAACCUCAAAAUGGAACUGUAAGCAGGAUUAAUUCUCAUUCCUGGAGUUUUAACUGCAACUAUACGUGUGGCUGAAGAUUCUUUAUUCAUAGCAACUGUACUAAUGCAGUAUUCUGUCAGCAAUGAAAACAGAAGCACAUUUGUGUGAAGUUAUAUUCUUGUA